Molecule: messenger RNA, 1269 nt
Organism: Caenorhabditis briggsae
Lineage: Eukaryota; Metazoa; Nematoda; Chromadorea; Rhabditida; Rhabditidae
Gene: Cbr-max-2
Product: Protein CBR-MAX-2
Exons: 7
Coding region: 1-1269 (422 amino acids)
Biological process (GO): regulation of MAPK cascade; regulation of axonogenesis; intracellular signal transduction
Cellular component (GO): cytoplasm
Molecular function (GO): protein serine/threonine kinase activity; ATP binding
Source: RefSeq, a predicted model, not a curated record
AUGUUUCAAAACAGUCCGAUGAUGUACGACUGGUGGAAUGACACCAGGCCAAAGCAGCCGACGAUUGGUGUGCUGUCGCCAUGGGGAGCGUAUUUCAAUCACAUUGGAAAUGAACUGCUGCAUCUGAAAAUCACAUCGUCGACGGUGUCGUCUGGAUGCUCAUCACCACUUCACCACUCGUCUGCUCGAUCUGUCGGCAAUUCACUUUCCAAUGGUAGUGUCGUAUCUACAACAUCUUCUGAUGGGGAUGUGCAGCUGUCGAAUAAGGAGAACUCCAACGACAAAUCGGUUGGAGACAAGAAUGGCAACACAACCAACAAAGCUGCUGCUGAACCAGCUGUUUCAGAAGAACCACCAGUUCGAGUGAGAGCUUCACACCGAGAGAAGUUAUCCGAUACAGAAGUGUUGGAUCAACUUCGCGAGAUUGUGAAUCCAUGUAAUCCACUUGGAAAGUACGAAAUGAAGAAGCAAAUCGGAGUUGGUGCAUCUGGAACUGUCUUCGUCGCUCAUGUCGCGGGAAGUUCGGACGUUGUCGCGGUGAAACGGAUGGCGUUCAAGACACAACCAAAGAAGGAGAUGCUUCUAACCGAAAUCAAGGUGAUGAAGCAAUAUCGACACCCGAAUUUGGUCAACUACAUCGAGUCGUAUCUGGUGGAUGCCGACGAUUUGUGGGUCGUGAUGGACUAUUUAGAGGGAGGAAAUCUCACGGACGUCGUCGUGAAGACAGAGCUGGAUGAAGGACAAAUUGCAGCUGUGCUUCAAGAAUGCCUCAAAGCGCUUCACUUCCUCCACAGACAUUCCAUAGUACACAGAGACAUCAAAAGUGACAACGUAUUACUCGGAAUGAACGGAGAAGUCAAGCUGACCGAUAUGGGAUUCUGUGCACAGAUUCAACCGGGAUCAAAAAGAGAUACCGUCGUUGGAACGCCGUAUUGGAUGUCACCGGAGAUAUUAAACAAGAAGCAAUACAACUAUAAGGUUGAUAUCUGGUCCCUUGGUAUUAUGGCACUCGAGAUGAUCGAUGGAGAGCCGCCAUAUUUGAGGGAAACCCCGUUGAAGGCUAUCUAUCUGAUUGCCCAAAAUGGAAAACCAGAGAUAAAGCAACGCGAUCGGUUGUCUUCUGAAUUCAACAACUUCCUUGAUAGGUGUCUUGUUGUCGAUCCAGAUAACAGAGCGGAUACAACGGAACUCCUGGCUCAUCCAUUCCUGAAAAAGGCGAAGCCGCUUUCAAGUCUGGUUCCCUACAUCAGAGCGGUCCGUGAAAAGUAG